This is a messenger RNA of Heterotrigona itama, 582 nucleotides long. The record is from the annotation of a GenBank genome assembly. Lineage: Eukaryota; Metazoa; Arthropoda; Insecta; Hymenoptera; Apidae.
AUGAAAAUCAAGCUAAGUUCCUUCAGGUUAAGUGCCUUCGAUUUGUUUCAGAUAGUCCUUAGACUGAUAUUUGAAAAACAGAAGGAAACACGUUCCUUAGAUUGACAUUUAGAAACAAAAGAAAGACAGCACUCUUGACAAAUAGUCUGUAACAUCCUUCGACAAAUAGUUGAGCCAUUUUGACCAUUCUUUAGAGAUUAACUCUUAUUGUUAGAUUCAUGCUCGCCAUUCAUUUACGCGAUUAUCUUUAAUCUGAUUAACGCUUCCAUUACCCUUUGCUUGCAUGAUUUUGCAGAAUCGAUGUGGCUACGACGGGAUCAUCGACGGCAACGAUUGGGAACGCGUCAGGGAAUGGAAGACCAGUUUAACGAAACGAGAUUUUUCUGCGAGACUUGUGGUAAAUCCUACAAAUGGAAGGAAUCCCUGUUUAAACACAAGCGCGUAGAAUGCGGGAAACUGCCACAAUUUAUUUGCAAAGUUUGUGGAUACCGAUUUAUGCAUAAACAUCAUUUGGUUAAACAUUUGACUUCUAUUCAUCGAAUCGCUCCUUUAAAUGGCACAGCCAUGCUAGUUUUUCAAUAA